CGAGCCGAUGACAUCUUAUAGACUCGGAGGGACCCAUGCGAUGGAGAGGCGCCGUGAAGAGAUCGAGGACCUGUAUGGACACUUGGCGAUGGGGGGGCCCUUACAUGCAGAUGUUUCACCCCAGGGGAUAAGAAGGGCUGCAUUACUAUUAACCAGAGGACAUGUUUAAGCGUAAGCACACUCACUUGUUGCAUGCAUCUCGUGCGUUAGCUUCUAGCUCGGUCAAGAAGUCACUAAGCAUGCACUGACGGAUGCGCUCUGAGAAGAAGAAGCUGAAUACUCCAGAGAUGAUGUGCCUUCGACCUUUCAAGCCUCAUCCCUGCCUUGAACCGCGAGAGGCCAUGAGCCUGUCCCAACAGGCCGCACUUCUUGUCUGCCUUGGUCUCUUCUUAUUUUCUGGGUCCCUCUGUUCCUUGGUUUCCGCCCGGAUUAGACUAAAGAGAGAAGCCGAAAGGAAGAACCAGAGAAGAGAAGAAGAAGACGAAGAAGACGAAGUUUUGGUGAAGAGAAAAGAGGCUCUGAUGACUAAGCUUGUAAUGUACUGUCAUGAAAGUUACAUUACCGGCUUCUCGUAUUUUUGACCAAUUUUUGAUAUGCAGAAGAAAAAAAGGCCGGCG
Molecule: messenger RNA, 617 nt
Organism: Trichophyton rubrum CBS 118892
Lineage: Eukaryota; Fungi; Ascomycota; Eurotiomycetes; Onygenales; Arthrodermataceae
Exons: 1
Coding region: 252-581 (109 amino acids)
Source: RefSeq, a predicted model, not a curated record